AUGGCCAUGGAUUCGAAGGAUCAGGGAGCCGAGAAGGCGCGCGCAGCGUGGCACCAAGGUCACAAAUACCGCAAGCAGUUGCUCAAGCUACUGGAGCAAUCGAAGGAGAAAUCGCGAAACGGCCUGGAUACAGCGCAUCUCGACGCGGUCGAUCAAUCCCUCGAGCAGUGUCGGCUAGCUUGUGUUACUACUAUUUUUCUCGACUUCGAAUACGCAGCGACUGAACACAUCGAUGACGUCCUUUGGGGUCUCCAUGUGAGCAUAAGAGCCGAAUACCGGCGCUUGGUAAACGCGCUGCGCACCGACAAGCGUGUCGUGGAGCAGCGCAAGGUCGAGGCCAAAUAUGGUCAUUUCCUGCGCAUCGCCCAGAAGUUCUAUAAAGGCUACAUUCAACACUUGUCGGCUCGAUACGAGAUCAAGGAGCUCAAGCGAGUGGCCAAGAGUAUCCAAGCUGAGGAUAUUCCAGCCAAGGACGUCCUCUCCCCCGAUGGCGACCUUGGCCAUAAGGUGCUCGUGUCUUGCUACCAGACCUUGAUUCACCUGGGAGAUCUGUCGCGCUAUCGAGUCGAGGCCAAACAAAAGAAGACGUACGACACAGCGCAAGCCUUCUACAGUGUUGCGCAUGACCUCAUGCCCGAGUCCGGGCAUGCAUAUCAUCAAAUGGGCAUAGUGAGUCAAGACGAAAACAACCGCCUUGACCUACUGUACCAUAUCUACCGCGCGCUGGCUGUGAAGGAACCGCACCCAAAGGCACGGGAACACCUCGAGGGCAAGUUCAAGGCAAUCAAAGGGCAGCACGCCAGUCCUCGCGGCAAAGCACCUUCUUCUGCACACGAUGCCCUGAUCCUUUGGUUCUUCAAGCUCCAUGCGCUGUUUUAUAAAGGAGAGCCUGUCAGCACCCAGUAUAACGAGCUAGAGCGAGAGGUCAUUCACCGGCUCAGCUCAGCUAUCAAGGAUUCCAGCUUCUCCUUGUCUAUCCUGAAGAUGGCGCUUGUGAACAUGUCUGCUUGUCACACUGCGUCUUCUACCGCUGGAACAGCUGCAAACAAGACCACACAGUCGUCCUUCUUUCAGUACACGCUUCACUUCAACGCUCGUUUCAUUCUCAAAAUUUGCGAAGUCAUCGAGAGUGCCUUCGAAUCAAUGCACGCACUCCAGCCGGACGACCCUACCGCGGCUAAACAGACCGGCGAGCACCAAGCUGUGAUCAUGGCUGUCUUGCCCGUACUCCGUGUCUAUGGGAUGUGGAUCGCUGGGCAUAUCCCUGAGCUGUUCCGGUCACCGCUCGCACCUCGCAAUGUUUUGCCGCCUCUUAUGCGAAGUCUGGCAAAAAUCCUCACCUUCUUCUGCCGAGAAGUGGACGCCAACACCCAGGACCUGGAUACAUGCCCGUAUCUCCUCCAGGAGGACAUUGAGAUUCGCGGGCUUCGACCUCUUGAUGCUGACAGAGUACCCCUGGGAUGUCUGAGCUACUACAAGCGGCAAGGAGUUAUCAAGCCCCAUCUUGAAUCGACAGACCAACGUCUAGACCCUGUGAAAGAGUCUCGCUGUCGGCUGUUCGACAUUCUCCGUUGUGGCUACAUUUUGGCGAAGGAAGUCGAUGUUCCUCUGGCUCAUCCAUACAUCGAUGGCAACCUUGUCUUCAUAUACGAGCCCGAUUCGCAGGCUGAUGAGCCGUUGCGACAGGCCGUGACCGCGCAGACAACAGCUGGCAGUGAUGUAGAGACCGUCUCAGCGCCCUCUUCGCAACCUUCGAAGGAUACGGUCACAGUCCAGAACACCGUUGCGCCCGCCGCUGCGUCAAUGGCACAGGAUCCAGCAGAGCAGCAGUCAUCGCUUGAGGAUAAGCACAUGGAACAAAUGGACAAGACCGUGGCCGACAUGCUGUCUCCAUUCAUGGAUAGCCCGGGCUCGAGAGCUGAGCGCCAGGAGUCGUCGUCGUACGGUAUGCACACGGCGUCGGCCAACGACGUCGCGCAGCAGCUCCUGAACCUUUUCCAGCCCGCCAAGGACGGACCAACUCCCUACUACCAGUCUCUGUCGCCUGGUACCUAUCAUUCCUCGCCGUGGGGCCAGUACAUCUCAAGUGCCUCGCCAGGGACUCAAAGCAAACCAGGCUCGGGGCAAAGGUCCGCAUCAGUGAAUGUGCCCUCUGUAUCGUCUCCUCGAGGAUCUUACCUCGAGGGUGCGGAUGAGGAUUCAUUCAAUAACCUUCAGCAUCAGUACAUCAACGCGCCCAGCGCCGCCGCGUCGAGCACCAUGUACACCAAUGCGAACGCAUACGGCACACCAGGUCGCGCGGCUACUGCUGUAGGUUCUCGCGGUGGCAUCGGACCAUCCGGUUCCUAUGACUGGCCUCGUUCGCCCCUGCAUGCGGCGCACCACUUUGACCCGCCUGAACAAGCCUCAACCGCGUACCCUCUUUCGUCCGCCUACUCGGCCUUCACGAAUGUGAGCAGCGUCUACCAGGGCACCCCUGUGUUCGGUACUGGCUAUGCUGAUAGCUACCGCCCUGCCGCUCAAAAUGGCACCCAGUUUGCCAGUGAUCCCAACGGACAUAAGGCAACAUCUCCCGGUGCGGCUCGAAUACAGCCUCGACAGGACCGCACGCAGACCUCGGCAUCGACAUAUGAUUCUAGGAUUUUUGAGGCGGCUAUGCAAGGCAAGAAGUGA
Emericellopsis atlantica is the source of this 2673-nucleotide messenger RNA. RefSeq lists its product as uncharacterized. Gene Ontology annotation, molecular function: telomeric repeat DNA binding; telomerase RNA binding; protein binding. Gene Ontology annotation, cellular component: telomerase holoenzyme complex. NCBI's taxonomy places the organism in Eukaryota, Fungi, Ascomycota, Sordariomycetes, Hypocreales, Bionectriaceae. The transcript is spliced from 4 exons. The coding region runs from base 1 to 2673 and encodes 890 amino acids. The record is from RefSeq and is a predicted model, not a curated record. Gene Ontology annotation, biological process: nuclear-transcribed mRNA catabolic process, nonsense-mediated decay.